Annulohypoxylon truncatum is the source of this 1466-nucleotide messenger RNA. RefSeq lists its product as uncharacterized. The record is from RefSeq and is a predicted model, not a curated record. The transcript has 3 exons. NCBI's taxonomy places the organism in Eukaryota, Fungi, Ascomycota, Sordariomycetes, Xylariales, Hypoxylaceae. Gene Ontology annotation, molecular function: copper ion binding. Bases 230 to 1045 code for a protein of 271 amino acids.
CCUACUUCGGAGGACAGGCAUAAAAUAAGGAUAUGUAUCCCUGACUGUCGUUAUCGAUAGCAGGGCUGCCAUCCGCCAAGAAGGUGCACCUAACAUAUCCCCCUACGAACGCUUCCUCUUUCCUCAUGCUUUUUUUUGGAGAACCAUUGUUAAAGUGCUCAAAGCCAUCUCGUAUCCACAAAGCAAAACAUCCCGAGUUUAAAGAAGUUUACGAUUAUUCCAGACUCAGAUGGGAAUCGGCCUUGAAAUACCCGUCUUCGGCGGCACUGCUGCUUCAAAAGCUGUCGAGUUAGGUGCAUCGCGUAUCGAGCUUAACGCGAAGGGUUCAUAUUCCGACGGAGGCCUAACACCUUCGCUUGAGGAUCUUGAACGCGUAGCACAACUCCCCGUUCCCGUACGCAUUAUGAUAAGGCCGCGAGGCCCGCCAUCUGAAAAGGAUAUGCGCGAUUUCGUCUAUUCCGAUGAGGAGUUUGGCCAGAUGGAGGCCGACAUCCAAAAAUUCAAAGAAACAGGCUUGCUGAAUGAGGGACGCGGUGAUGGAUUUGUGUUUGGCAUAUUGAAAGAAGAUUCUCAACGUAAUGAUAAAUGCUGGGUUGAUGAAGAUAGGUGUUGGGUCGAUAUGGAUAGAUGCGUCCGUCUUGUUGAAGCAGCACGCCCUUUCAAGGUUGUUUUUCACCGAGCUUUUGACGAAAUAGUAAGCUGUGAUGAUGACGGAUCUGAUAUUGAUGCGCGCUACGCGUGGGAGACGGGACUUAACCAUCUAGCAAUCUGCGGCUUUGAUGCCAUACUUACAUCGGGCGGCAUUGGACAUGCAGUGAAUAAUGUUGUUAUGCUGGACAAGAUUAUCACAAAAGCCGAAACACGUGGUAUCGAGAUUAUCGUUGGCGGUGGCAUUAGGAAGCAUAACGCGAGAGAGAUUUCACAACGACUCAAUCUAAAUGAGAAGGAACAGUCAACCUUUGUUCACUCAGCCUGUCUCUCGAAUACGGAGAUGGAAGAUGUCGACGCUGAUGAGAUCGCCAAUAUCUUAUCACAGCUGAGAUGAGAAACCAUCUAUGCUUGCGCGGAUGGACUGCCCCGCAGCGUUUCCGGCAAAAGCUUCGACUUCGACGCAAUGAGGCCAGCCAACUCCACCAUUGGAACAUUGCGCAAAAUCUCGGAAACAUCGACGAGACUGUCCACUCCAUACGUGUUGAUCGGUCGGGCACUAUCGAGAUCCUCAAGCUCCAUCAUCAAGCUCUUCGCAAGCUUGCCCAUCAAGGCCGAGCAGACGGCACCUUUUGCGUCGUCUAAGCUCGCCGCGGCCCCAAGUAUACUUGCGAAAUCCGCGGCCGCCGUACUCUUCGCGUGGUCUUUCGGACCGGCAGCAUUCUGUAAUUGUGUGUCGUACACACUUAGCGGAGCGAAGCGUGCAUCCGUAAACCAGUAAGGGUCGUCAUCACCAUUGGCCUUGACCAAUCCACCGC